This is a messenger RNA of Cutaneotrichosporon cavernicola, 1899 nucleotides long. RefSeq lists its product as uncharacterized. The record is from RefSeq and is a predicted model, not a curated record. The coding region runs from base 1 to 1899 and encodes 632 amino acids. NCBI's taxonomy places the organism in Eukaryota, Fungi, Basidiomycota, Tremellomycetes, Trichosporonales, Trichosporonaceae. Gene Ontology annotation, biological process: maturation of SSU-rRNA. Gene Ontology annotation, cellular component: preribosome, small subunit precursor; cytosol. The transcript is spliced from 3 exons. Gene Ontology annotation, molecular function: protein serine/threonine kinase activity; ATP binding.
AUGAGCCAAGCACACCCACCAGAACAAUCUGUGCCGGAAGCGGUCAACAGCCAGAUGGAGGUGCCACAACAAAGACCGGAUGGCAAGGGAUACAUCGACGACGCAGCGGAGCCGUGCGACAACAAGAGCGAGGGCUCGAGCGUUGAGGAGAGCCUCGACAGUGCGGACGAGCGGAGCCACGGCGGAUGGCCAGAGGACGAAUCCGGGCUUGAAGAUGACGAGGAAUAUGAUGACGAUAACUGGGAUGUCGAGAACGAGGACUGGGAGCUCGCCGAUGGCGACUUUACAAAGCAGUACAACCGCGUGCGGCAAGCCUACACGGCGGCUGGAGGCGGGACGCAGCCUCUCCCAGCGCGCAACUCUCACGCACCGGGAGCGAUCAAGGCCGCGCCAGCCAAGGCGGGAAGCCUGGGCAAGAAGCUCGUGAACCCGGCGUUGUUAGGGGGCGUGGGCCACAACCCGAAGAGCGCGGCGGAGCGGCAGAACCAGAAGGACAAGGCGGAUCGCGCGACGCACGAGCAGGUUCUCGACGACCGGACACGCAACACGCUCCUCCGCCUCGUGAACCGGGGAUAUUUUGGGGUUAUCGAGGGGUGCGUCAGCACCGGCAAGGAGGCCAACGUGUACCUUGCUUUCCCGGGGUCCGAUACACCGUCUGAGCCGUACCCGUACCCGCCUGCCAUUGCAGUCAAGAUCUACCGCACGGCGAUCCUCAAUUUCCGCUCACGGCAAAAAUACAUUGUCGGCGAGCACCGCUUUGCAGGCGGGUACUCGAGCGCGCGGAAUGCGCGCAAGAUGGUGUCUCUGUGGGCUGAGAAGGAGCUGCGUAACCUUCGCCGUCUGGUGGCUGGUGGUGUGCGUGCCCCAAUAGUCAUUGAGCAGCGCGACAACGUCUUGGUGAUGGAGUUCUUGGGCCGUGAAGGUGUCGCCUCGCCACGGUUGAAGGACGCGGAUAUCUCCAACUCGAAACUUGCGCGGCUAUAUGGCGAGGUCCUCGUGGCUAUGCGCCGCAUGUACCACGACUGCCAACUCGUGCACGCCGACUUGAGCGAGUACAAUAUCCUCUAUCACGACUCGCAUCUGUACAUCAUCGACGUGUCGCAGAGUGUCGAGCAUGACCACCCGAACGCAUUCGACUUUCUGCGCAGCGACAUCCGCAACGUCGAGGACUUUUUCACAAAACGCUCAGGCGGUGCAGUCAAGACACUUGGUUUGCGGCGCGCGUGGAGCUUUAUCGUGGACGAGAACGUGGGGCUUAGUCGGGACGACCAGGCGGGUGAUGCUGGCGAGGACCGGCUGCUAGACGUUCUGCGCGAAUGGCUGGACCGCGAGCCGGAGGAGGAGGAGGCAGAGGAGGAGACGGAUGACGCAAAGGCCAAGGCCGAGGUUGACGACGCCGUCUUCUUCUCGUCAUACAUUCCGCGCUCGCUUGGCGAAGUGUAUGACCCCGAGCGCGACAUUGAUAUCCUCAAGGCGGGCAAGGGCGACACGCUCAUCUACGCCGGCAUCACCAAGCUCGACAUCAAUGAGGGCAAGGCGGCGAGCGAGGGCGAGAUGGCCUCGAACGAGGGAGAGACUCCUGCGCCCAUCAAGGAAGAAGAGGCUGACGCCUCGCAAGAGGUCGAGGCCUCGCCGGACGCAGAAGAGCCGACCGCACCCGAAGGAACAGCCGAGCGGAGACCUAGCAAGAGUGUCCGUUGGGCCGACUGGGAACCGGAGGAGGAAGCCGAGGUCGAUGCCGCCGAGUUUGAGAAAAAGUCGCGCGGGUUCCGACAUGAGGACAAGGAGUCUAAGAAGGAACGCAAAAAGGCACUCAAGGAGGAGAACCGCGAGAAACGCAAACACAAGAUGCCCAAGGGGGAGAAGGCCCGGCUGGUCAAGAAGACCAGCUCGCGAUGA